Tachysurus fulvidraco (yellow catfish) is the source of this 1923-nucleotide messenger RNA. It is a transcript of the gene dusp22a, whose product is annotated as dual specificity phosphatase 22a. The coding region runs from base 305 to 922 and encodes 205 amino acids. Gene Ontology annotation, biological process: protein dephosphorylation; transforming growth factor beta receptor signaling pathway; positive regulation of JNK cascade. The transcript has 7 exons. The record is from RefSeq and is a predicted model, not a curated record. Gene Ontology annotation, cellular component: cytosol. Lineage: Eukaryota; Metazoa; Chordata; Actinopteri; Siluriformes; Bagridae. Gene Ontology annotation, molecular function: protein tyrosine/serine/threonine phosphatase activity.
UUAUUUUAGUAAAAAUCCGGAAGCGUUUCUUUAUUGCAGCUCUACAAACAUUUCACUCGUGUAAUAGUGUGACUUUAAGAGGACUUUCCCGAUCUGUGGAACAUUAGGAACAACAGUUAAAGUCGGAACUACAGCUUUUACAGUUGUUCCUUGAAGCCAAAUAUCCGUGAAGUCAAACCUAGAGCUUCUUUAUAGUGUGCUAUGCUAUGGUACAUGUUAUGCUAUGCUACAUGCUAUGCUAACUUCCAUGGUCACCAGACAUCGCAAAUAUCUCUUCAUGUAAAACAAAACCUUCUCCAAAAUCAUGGGGAACGGAAUGAACAAGGUUAUUGAUGGUCUCUAUUUAGGAAAUAUACAAGACUCAGAGAACCGCGAAAGUCUUUCUAAGCACGGUAUCACUCACAUCCUCUCCGUGUACAACAACCCUAAACCAGUACUAGAGGACAUGACGUACCUUUGCAUCCAUGCAGCAGAUGCUUCUAAUCAAAACUUAUUACAGCAUUUUAAAGAGUGCAUCCGCUUCAUCCACGAGUGUCGGCUUAACGGAGGGGCGUGUCUGGUUCACUGCUUAGCUGGAGUGUCGCGCAGCACCACAAUGGUGGUGGCCUACCUGAUGACCGUCACCACCUACGACUGGGAGGAGUGUCUGUCUGCGGUUAAGGCUGUGAGAUCGUUUGUGGGUCCUAACUCUGGGUUCCAGCAACAACUACAGCAGUUCCAGAGGACGCAAGUUUCAGAGUAUCGUGGAUGGCUCCGGACCAGCUACAGGCCCAGUCCAUUUAAAGAGCAAGAGCAGGUUUCGUCUUUACUCGUCCUCUACGCAGAGCAGCAGGCGCAGGAACGACAGAGACGAGAGCAUCAGGACUGGAUGAACCAGGCAUCUGGAGUGUACGGUCUUCCUUACAGUCGCUGUAACAGAUGAAAGAUCUCUGCACCGGCUAUAAAUACCAAGAGUACCGUUCUCUAAAUGACUGCUGUUUAACACCUGUAGAACAACAUACCAUAAGCUUGAGUUCAGCAAUAUCACUUUCACUGCCCUUACUUAAGACUUUUAGAUCUGUAUUAUGUCCGAAUUAGAAGCCCAGCCAAACUCCCGAAUAUGUCAUCACUACCCUUCCAGUCAGCACAAAUGAAAAGGCUGUUGUGGAUAUAGUGAGCACACUGAAUCACUCUUUCUUAGGAAAGCUCGCUACAGUGAGGUCUAAAUUUAUUACUAUUUUUUUUUUUUAAUAAUAAUAAUUCUGUUCAGAAUGCCCAGCCACUGCAGAUAAGUUCGGUUACUCGCAAGGUUUUUCAUUUCAACUUUAAUUUUUUAAUUCAUUUUGAAAUGACUUUUUAUGUUAAAUAAAAACUGAUUAGGAUACUAGACAAGAUUUAUCCAGUCUUAUGUCUCCAAAUUAAUCAUUGAGUAUUAUCACUCGCUCAUCCACAAUUUGAAUGAUUACUUUUUUAUUCCUUUUUUUCCUUCGUUUUUUGUUGUUGUUUGUUUGUUUUUCUUUACUAUUAUUUAUAAUUACUUAAGAUAUACUUUUCUGCUGGUCAUGCUGUAAAUUUUAUUUAUUUAUUUACCAAUUAAAUAAAAGUGAUCAGAUUCCCCAUCCAGGUGAUUUAUUAUAAUUCUUUUUUUAAAGUUGAAUUUUUUAUUUUUAUCUUUAUUUUUAUUUUUUAUUAUGGGAUGGUGUCAGAUUGCACAAUCCACCAUACAAGAAGCUAAAAAAUGAUUCUUUUUUUAUUGCAUCGUGUGUGUACACAGAUGUCGAUUCAGUGUAAAAUUAUCCAUCCGACCUAAACUUAUUGUUUUAAGAGACGCCUAAUCGAGCUGUAGUACGGUCCACUGUAAAUGACCUAGAAUAUUCAACUGUGUAAACAUUUAUACUGUGCAAAAUCUGUUAUUAAACACUAUUCAUUAAACAAUACUACUGA